AAAUAAAUAGUAUAUUUCUUGUAGUACCAAGAAUUGGUAUUAAUCAUACAUUAUCUGUGAACAAAUGAAAAGUGUAAAGUAAAAGAAUAACAAAUAAAAAUACUAAGAAAAACAAUACGAAAUUAUUGUGCUUUUCCCAAACUAUUUAGUUUUAUUAAGGUGGGCAUUAGUGGAUGUCUUAACUGUUCGAAAGGAAACAAUGGUGUUUUGUGUAUUCUGUGAUAUAUAGGGGAAAUCACCCAGUACUAAAAUUGAAGUAGAAACUGAUGAAUAUGUGAUAUUUAAAGAUAUUAAACCAGCUUCAAAAUAUCAUUUUCUAUGUGUAACGAAAAGACACAUAGAAUGCCUACAAAUGACCAAAGAUGAUAUAUCUUUAGUCAAUCAAAUGGAAGAAGGUCUGCAGAGAUUUUUCAAAUCCUUAAAUAUUGAUCUUAAUGAGGCUUUACUGGGCUUUCACAUGCCACCUAUUAUAAGUGUUUAUCAUUUGCAUAUGCAUGGCAUAGCACCAGGUACCGACAUGUCCUCGCAUGAUAGAUAUUUGUUUAAAACUCCCUCCUAUUGGUUUAAAACGGUGGAGGAGGCCAACCAGUAUUUAGCUAGUAAUCAUAAACUUGUACACUUGUUGAAAGGCACAAAGGCACAGUUGUAGUGGGUAAACAGAUACUCAAAUAAUAAAUACUUAAAUUAUUAAUUAUUUUUGCUUUGUUUUAAAUUUAAUUAUGUAAAUUGUUUCAUUUUAU
This is a messenger RNA of Lucilia sericata (common green bottle fly), 740 nucleotides long. Its product is annotated as histidine triad nucleotide-binding protein 3-like. Gene Ontology annotation, molecular function: catalytic activity. Lineage: Eukaryota; Metazoa; Arthropoda; Insecta; Diptera; Calliphoridae. The record is from RefSeq and is a predicted model, not a curated record.